CUUAUUUUUGUUUUUUUUCAUGACAUCGAUGAAGGGAAGGGCGUUGAUCCGAUGUACCGCCGCACAAGCCAGGGCGCUCUCGUGUCUCCGGAUGACGGGAGCAUAGCUAGCCUCUCCCUCACCGAGAUGCUACUGCUACUGUUGCUGUGCGGUGCGCUGGGAUCCCGCAAUGAUCUUCUCGGGCGGGCGCUUUCGGAGCUCUGCCAUGUUACGAUUCCAGAAGUCAAGAGUCUAAGACAAGACCGCCGCUCGCACACAGACUUGACCAAGAACCAGCGCUCGAGGCAUCUCCACACGCCACUCCCCCUAACGGCAAAGCAAGACAAGACAGGCAGACGAUCAGAGUGCAGCAUUCCUCUUUUCGCGCCUCUCUCCUGGCCACGUUUCUCCGCCAGACUUCCUCUCCUCGCGCCCUAGGACCCCUUUCGGCCAGGCCGUUCUCACCGCCCGCUACGGUCAAUCUCUCUCUCUCUCACCGACCGGCUUGUAUUUAUUCAUUUCCCCAGAAGUCUUUCCAUCAACGCUUCAGCAGCCCAGGAAAAACAGAUUUAACUAUCCGCUGAGCAACCAUGGCUUCUGCACCGA
Molecule: messenger RNA, 585 nt
Organism: Paecilomyces variotii
Lineage: Eukaryota; Fungi; Ascomycota; Eurotiomycetes; Eurotiales; Thermoascaceae
Exons: 2
Coding region: 52-417 (121 amino acids)
Source: RefSeq, a predicted model, not a curated record